CAAAACUCAAGAGACGCCAGCUCAAAUGUCAGAAAAAAGCCCCACAUUAUUGCUUGAUUGCAGCCAGAAAGGUUGAAAAAGAUACCCGCUUUUUUGAUUAAUUCGACUACGUAAAACCCCCCCAAAUUCCAUCUCCAAACCAUCUCUCUCCAUCCAAAUCUCAAAACAAACGCCCAAACACCACCAAAAUCCAAUCCAAUCUCCAAAACCCUUCUUCCUGUAAUGGGAUACCUAUCUUGCAGAGCCGACUCUUCAAUCCUCACUUGCAAUACCCAUUCCAGUGCUGUCCAAACGCUCCCCACUUCCAAAUCCGAAAAGCCUAAGAGGAAGAAGAAAACCCUAGAAGGUGAAGAAACAUGGAAAACGCCCACCAUCCAGCACUUCAAUUACAGCGACCUCGAAGCCGCGACUGAUGGAUUCUCGGCCCAGAAGCUGCUGGGCCGCGGCAGCCAUGGUUGCGUCUACAAGGGCGUUCUCCGCGGUGGUCGCCUCGUCGCCGUCAAGAAGCCAUCGCGGCCUACCGCCCAUGCCCAAAAUCCCACAACUCAAUUCUCUUCUGCUGCGGCGGCGGACACGAACGAGGUCGAGAAUGAGAUCGCGAUCCUCUCGAAGAUCCGCAGCCCUCGGCUCGUCAAUCUGGUCGGGUUUACACCGACCCCGACGCGGGACUCAGGUCCUUCUUCGCGGCUUCUGGUCGUCGAAUUCAUGAGCAAUGGCACCCUCUUCGACGUCCUCCAUUCAAGCCAGCGCCCGCCUGGGUGGGGCCGCCGGCUGCGCCUUGCAUUGCAGACUGCCCUGGCCAUUGACACCCUUCAUUCCUCCAUCCCACCUGUCAUCCACCGAGAUAUAAAGUCUGCAAACAUCUUGAUUGAUCGGAAUUUCAAUGCCCGGCUCGGGGACUUUGGAUUGGCACUCCGCUGCCAUGCUGAUGAUUUCCGCUUGCGCUCUACCCCGCCUGCCGGGACCCUCGGAUACUUGGACCCCUGCUAUGUUACUCCUGAUAAUCUUAGCACCAAGACCGACGUCUUCAGCUUCGGUAUCCUCCUUUUGGAGAUCAUCAGCGGCCGGAAGGCUAUGGAUGUGGGCCACUCCCCGCCUUCCAUCGUCGACUGGGCAAUUCCCCUUGUGCGGAAAGGGAAGCUCCUCGCGCUGUAUGAUCCUAGGAUAGCACCGCCGAAGGACCAUCUGGCGAGGAAGCAGUUGGCGUUGCUUGCUGCCAAGUGCGUGAGGUCUGGUCGGGAGCGGCGGCCGUCGAUGAAGGAGGUUGUUGAGUGCCUUAAGGUUCUGAGCAAAACGGUUCCUGGGAACUUGUGGGACAAUAUCGCCGUUAAUCCAUGUAGGAUGGUUGAUGAGGUGGGGCAUGCGAUUGGGACUAGAAUUCCAAAUCCGAAUUCGAAUCUAGGAGCAAGGCAGCAGGAAGUGGGAGCUGUUGAAGAAGUGCCUUGGAGCUUGAGGAAGCUGAAUUCCACAAAAUCUGUCCACCCUGUGAGAAACACAAGCCGGGUCUUUUCCGAUGUGGGUUCGAGUAGUAGGAACUUGAUGGAUCUCAUGGCGGGGACAGAUGGGGAUUCUGGAUUCAAAGGAUCAGUUGACAUGGUUGAGUCAGCUUCUUUGGGCAUCAGGGGUCUGGGUCUUAGAGUUGGCAGUGAAAGAUCCUUUGGCAGGAUGAGAACUCAGCUGCUAGAGCAUGAUUAUGAUGGGAAUGGCAUUUUUCAGUUGCGGAGAAACCAAUCUGCCAAUCUCUCAAAGGAGGCCCGAAAUAUGUGAGGUUGGACAGGUUGUUAAUCUGAGUGGCUGUUAGCAGCCUUUUUGUGCAUUUUUAUUGAAUCAAUGCAGCAAUUGAAGGAGAAGCUUGCAUAAUAAAGGUGAAGGUUCGACUUUUUCUUGCUGUGCAUACCACAUUGGCUGUAGAGAGUAGCAUGUAGCUUGAUUUUCUGUUGGUGGAUUCCAAUCAAAAGGCCUUUUCAGUGGUCAUCUGCGUUUGUGGUGUUGAAUUGGUAUGAUUUUUGAUCCAAGGCAAGUUGAUGUUGGUCGGACAAACUAUUCAUGCUAUUUAUUUGCUCCCUUGUAUUCAGCUGAUCUUUCUUUUGUUACUAAUCAAGAUGUUAGUUGAUUGUUACUUUACUCAGCUAAUAGAAAAUUGAAUCAUUUCAAACA
This is a messenger RNA of Magnolia sinica, 2157 nucleotides long. RefSeq names its product serine/threonine-protein kinase-like protein At3g51990. Gene Ontology annotation, cellular component: plasma membrane. Gene Ontology annotation, molecular function: ATP binding; protein kinase activity. Bases 223 to 1767 code for a protein of 514 amino acids. The transcript has a single exon. The record is from RefSeq and is a predicted model, not a curated record. Gene Ontology annotation, biological process: protein phosphorylation. NCBI's taxonomy places the organism in Eukaryota, Viridiplantae, Streptophyta, Magnoliopsida, Magnoliales, Magnoliaceae.